AUGGAAAAUAAAAACUCAAGAUUAUAUGGAAUCUUAAUAGAUGUUUCAGGAUCGAUGAAAGAAAGUUAUGAUAAAAUUUAAGAUAAAUAAUAAUCAGGAAUUCAAGGAAAUAAAAUAAAGGAAUCAAGAUUGUAAUCUGUUUGGAAUUUAGUUUAAAAGGCAAUUUAAGAAAAAAACCUUGAAGAUGAUUAUUUAUUUGCAUCUGCAUUUGGAUGCAAGGAUAAAGAUGCAGAAAUUGUUGAUUUAAUACCUCUUUUGGCUGAGGAAAUGAUAUAGUGGAAAUAAUUGAAAGAAAGAUUUUCAGAUUAAUUUAAAAAUUUAGAGGAGUUUGAUUAAAAUUAAAAUUAAGAUUAUCAUCAACUUCUUUAUUCACUAGUAAAAAAUAAGGGUGCAUGCAAUAUUUAAGCAUAUUAUCAAUUAGAGAAUUUGAGAAAUGAUAUUCCUAAGUUUAAAGCAAAAUUAAUUUAUAUAGGAUUUAAAAAAAAAGAAUCUUUAUUAAUUAAUUUCAUAACAUAGUUACCAGAAUAAGUGAAAAGAAGAUAAGUUCGUUCUGAAGAUGUAGAUUAAAAUUUCAAAAGGCUUUCUAAAAUUUUAUUUUGGACUAUUAAGGUAGGUACUGUUGGAUUUGUAGAUUAUGAUAUGGUUAAUGAUAAAAUUACUACUCAACUUAGAAAUCUUGACAAUCAUAUCGAUUACAAAUAUUUUUUUGAUGAAAUACACUAUUAAUUAACAUAAAUAAUAAACUAAUUAAGUAAUAAUAAAGACGGAUUAGAUUAAAUGAUUUAAGAAAAUUUAGAAAAGAUAAGAAUAAAAAUUAAUGAAAUAAAUAAUCCUAACUUUAAUAAUUCGUUAAAGUACUUAGAAUUAGAAAAAAUCUGUGAUUAGUUCUCAUCUGAGUAAAUAAUUGAUAAAAAUAAUUUAAAAGUUCCAGAAAAAAUUAAUUUAGUUAGUUUGAAAAAUUUAACUGGUAUUUUAAAAAAUAAAUAAAAUAUAAUAAAUAGUGAAGAUGAAAAUAAAAUUUUUAAGAAAAUAAAGUAAAUAUCUUAUGGUUAAACUCCAAUGAGAAAAUGCUUAGAAUUAACUUUGAAUAAUAAUUACAGUAAUUUUAAUAAUAAGUUUUUGUUUAUAAUUUCAGAUGGAUAGUCUACAGACGGAGAUCCAAGACAAAAAGCAUAGAGAUUAAAAGAUUUAGGAUUUCUAAUAAUUUGUUUUUAUAUAUCUACUUCUCAUCAAAUAGAUGAUAAUUAAUUGUUUUUUGAAGCUUAAGAUUAAUGGGAUGAUGGAGCUAAAAAUAUGUUUGAAAUGAGUUCAGAAGUAUCAAACUUUGAAUAUCCUUUGAUAUCAAUUGGACAACAUACAAAUAUUAAAUUAUCAUAAAAGGGUAGAAGUAGAUUAUUUUUAUAAGGAAAUAAUCCAAAACAAAUGUAAAAUUUUUUUGAUUAUUUCAUGAAACUUAAGAAUGAAUAGGAUACUUUACUUAAUUUAAUAGGUAAAGUUUAAUUAGAAAAAUACAUUAAUGGUAGUAAGAAGUUAAAAGUAGAAUAAUAAAUUGGAAAAAACUUUUUUGCUAAUCCCAUAGCAGCUGUUUAUCAAUUAGUUAUGAUUAAAAUUUAUAAUAGAGAAGGAGGUUAUCCAGAUUACAAUCAAAUAAGAGAAGAGGUAAUUAGGAUAAAUGGUGAAAAUGAGGGUAAUACAUUUAAAAUUAUUUAAAAAUCUUGCUCAAGCUUUAGAUUAUAAUGUAGAGAGUUAAAAAAUAUUAACGAUAUCAAAUUGUGUUUACAUUAAGGUAGACCAUUAAUAGCAAAAUUUAAAUUAUGUGAGGAUUAAUGGUUUUCUGAAGAUCCUAAUCAAUUAGGAUUUUAUAAUUUUUUUAAAAAAUUUGGAUAAGGAAUUUUAACAAAAAUAAGAAAAAGAUCUGAUAAACCAGUUAUUGGACAUGCAGUUGUAUUACAUAAAUAUACUCCUGAAUAUUAUUCAUUUAUUAAUUCUUGGGGAACUGAAUGGGGAGAUGCAGGAUUCUUUAAAAUUAAAGAUCUUGAUGUACUUGGUAAAAUGAGGUUUAUGGAAGUUUUUUGGACUAAAGACAAUUUGACCGAAUAUGAAAAAGAAUCAUUUAAACAAGAUGCAGGAUAAAAAAUUACAAAUUAUUAUAAAAAUUAUUUUAGCAUUAUCGGAAAUGAAGUCUAUACAUGUCCUAAAUGUUUAAUGAAAGCUUUUAUUAAUGAAUAUAAAGGUAAUUAUUAUGAAGCUUAAUGUCCUAAAUGCCAAGAAAAAUUUCAUCCUUAAUCAUUAGGAGAAUUAUUCAUAGAUUAUCUUUAUGGAAAUCAAUUAUGA
This is a messenger RNA of Paramecium sonneborni, 2334 nucleotides long. The record is from the annotation of a GenBank genome assembly. Lineage: Eukaryota; Ciliophora; Oligohymenophorea; Peniculida; Parameciidae.